CACUGACAGACAGACAAGGCAAGAUGUCGGCAUUGCAGACGUUCCUGCUGGUCGUCGACCACGACAAGCAGGAGGCUAAGCAGAUCGCGGAACGCAUUGCUCAAGACGUGGAGAGCAAGAAGACCUCCCUCAUUGAUGUCGUGCAGUCGCUGGGCGAGUAUAUCAACGACGAUGACGCCAUCCUGCGAGGCAAGGCCGUGUCCUACCUCACCGCGGUGAUCAGAGCUCUCCCGCCGAAGUUCCUGUCGAGGCAGCAGAUUCAGGUCCUCACGACUUUCUUCAGUGACCGGAUUGAGGAUGGAGGGGCUGUCGCUGGGUUGGAGACUCUGCAGAAGCUCGAUCGGUUUAACAAGGCGCUGGCUGAGGAGGUUGCUCAGGCUAUCUUCGAACACUUCCAGGAACUCCAGUCUCGCUCUCAAUCCCAACGGUUCCAGGUCUAUACGUUGCUCAAUGAACUGAUGAUCAACCAUCGCGCCGCCCUGCAUGACAUGGGCGAUCACUCCCUUGUUGGCAUAGUGGACCUGAUGACGGGCGAGAAAGACCCGCGCAACCUGAUGCUGGUGUUCUCGAUCCUGAAGGUGGUGAUGAUGGAAUGGGAUGUCUCCAACCAUGCCGAGGUUCUGUUCGACUCUGUCUACAACUACUUCCCCAUCACCUUUAAACCCCCGCCGAACGACCCGUACGGCAUCACCGCGGUAGACUUGAAGGGCCGUCUCCAAGAUUGCAUUUCGGCGAACAGCCAGUUUGCUCCGCAUGCCAUCCCGGCUCUGCUGGAUAAACUCGACUCGACGUCUCCCAAUGUCAAGAAAGACGCCCUGAACGCUCUGAUUGCGUGUGUCAAGUUGUACGACCCAAACACCGUGUCCAAGUAUUCGAUCACGAUUUGGGAAACCCUGAAGUUCGAGAUCCUCAAUGCCCAGGAGGAAUUCCUCUCCGAUCUUUCCCUUGAGGUCUUGAGUGCCAUUGCGCAGCGGCUGUCCGAGGGCGUCACGCAGAUCUCCGAUCAGUUGCCUCUCGCGCAGUACUUGCGUCCCAUCACCAAAGAGUGCAGCGAGCAACUGCAGGAGCCCCAGCAAAAGCAGGCCAAGCCGGCUCAGCUGAUCCUGAGCUCUGUCUCGGCCGCCUCGGCCGCUUCAUUCACCCUCAUUGUCCAGACGGUCGUUGCGCCACUCUUGACAAUCUAUCAAGGAGCUGAUGGCAUUGCCAAGCAAAGAGCCCUGUUGGAGACAUUCGGCGUUCUCUUCAACGCUGCCAUCCAAGUAUUCGGCGAGUGGACCACGCGUGACCCGGAACCCACCAUCGACAACCCCCUGCUCGAGUUCAAAGACCAGUUCUCGGACAUCUUUGGCCAGGCCCUGAUGGGAGUGAUCAAGGAGGAGGGUUCUUUCCGUGUCUCCGCUUUGAAGGGAUUCCUGCGUCUGUCAACUCUGCGCAACUACUUCCAGGACAACGAAAUUGGGCUAUUCGUGCAGUACCUUGACGAGAUUCUCCUCAAGGAGGAAUCCGUGGGUCGCGAUGACCUGAAGAAGGAAGCAAUCGCCGCCCUGACCGAGAUCUCCAAGCACAAGCCACGCCUCAUCUUGGACAUCACCUUCCCUGCUUUCGUGGCUACCCUUCCCGACUCUGAUGACGGGUCAGGCUCCGACUACAUAUCCACCCUCGAGACCCUCGCGCAGAUCAGCGCGGAGAAGGACAUCUUCGACACUCUGGUCCGUCGACUCCUCAGCAAGCUGAACAUCCUGCUGCAGAAGGAACAGCCAGGAUCCGUGGACUACCCCCGGGACAUCCUCCUCACGAUCCUCUACGUCAUGAACCAACGCAAACUGGACCAAGACCCGAACCUCGACCUCUACUACGACAAAAUCGUCGUGAGCCUAUGCCGCAGCGCAACGGCCGCAGCUUCCGGCAACGCCCCGAACACCAUCCUGACCGAGGCCACCGUCCUGGACGUGCUCGGCAAGCUGUGCAACCUCAUCAUCCGGUCUCUCCCAAGAAGCAAGCAGGAUGAAGUCGCCGAAAACGUCUACACGCUCUUCACCCCGGCCGAGGACUUCCAGCCCGUGCCCUUCUCCCCCUCCCCCAGCGACAACCACCGCCGCACAAUGAUCAUCUCCACCUACCUGCUCGCCAGUCUCCCAACCGACAGCAAGGCCCUCCCCUACAGCACCCCGAACAUGACCCCCCUCCUCUCCGACAUCACCACCCGCUGCGUCGCCGAAACCUCGCCAGCCACCAGCCUGGCCCUCCUCCGACACCUCGCCCUGCUGGCCAACAAAUUCCUCCCCAAGACCGACCUCGACCAGGCCACCACCCUCCUCGACACCCUCCUCCCGGCCACCACCCUAACCACCGAUCUCCCAUUCACCCUCCCCCCAACCACCAUCCAGACCAUCUUCUGGCUCUCCAAAGCCCUCAUCCUGCGCCUCGCCCCCAAAACCACCCAAAUCCUCACCACCCUCCUCGCGCUGCUCUCCUCCCCCGACCCCACAACCAGCACCACCUCCGCCCGCGCCUUCACCAUCCUCCUCCACGACGACAACGUCCUCUCUGUCCCCAACGGCGCCAACAUCCGUCUCCUCUCCAAACAACGCGUCUUCACCACCCUCAUCCCCCUCAUGUCCACCCGCAUCCGCGAAGUCAACACCGCCACCUCCCCCCAAGAACCAACAGCAUCAACAACAACACACAUCAAACCCGCCCACCUAACCGCCCUCUCCGGCAUCCUCUCCACCAUCCCCCCAUCCCUCGUGAUGCCCGAACUCCCCACCCUCCUCCCCCUCCUCCUCCAAAGUCUGGACCUCCAAUCCGCCGACUCCACCCCCGUCCGCGCCGCCACCCUCGACACCCUGUCCGUCAUCAUCCGCGACAAUGGCGUCCGCGUCAUCGACGACUGCGGGCACGUGCAGAGUCUCGUGUCCCGACUCCUCAGCACAGCAGAACAUGCCCCUGCCUCCGGCGCAGUCAAUACUCCUCGUCUGCGCGUCGGCGCCAUCAAGUGUCUGUUUCUGCUGGCACAGGUGCCUUCGGGUUCGGGUUCCGAUGCGCCUGCUGUCGCGAAGGCGGGGACCCUCUCGCCGCUUCUCUCGGUGAAGAAUCAGGUGUUGAGGGCGCUGCUGUUCGUCUUGGAUGAUCCCAAGCGCGAUGUGCGCAAGGCGGCGGUCGAUGCCCGUGCCGCUUGGUUGAGGGGCGUGGAUGAUGCCCCGGAUGAGAAUGAUGAUUGAUUGAUUGAUCGAUUCCUUCACUAGUUGAUUGAUCAUAUCUAAAAUUUCUGUUGUUUCUUUUCUACCAUUCUUUUUCUUCUCUUCUCUUUUUUUCUUUUUUCUUCCCUUUUCUUUUCUUACUUUUAUGCAUUGAUGCUGCCCUGGUUGUGUCUUCUCUUUCUCUCCCGGACAUAAAAUGUGUUUGCUUGGGUCUUGUUGUUGAUUGAUGGAUAGAAGGGAGAUUUCGGACAGGCUGUGGUAUUUUUUUCGCGCAUAUAAAUAGAUAGUAGAUGUUUUUGGACUUUGUGGUUGUCGAGUGGAGAUCGACUUGAUCGGUCUGAGGGUCUACGGAAAUAGUUGGCGGGUUUGCGCCUGCAGAUAGACCCUAUAUACCAUCUAGAAAAGGUAUAAAACAAGGGAUGCCUCGUUUCAAAUAGUACUAUGGACCAAUUCGAUUC
Molecule: messenger RNA, 3658 nt
Organism: Aspergillus heteromorphus CBS 117.55
Lineage: Eukaryota; Fungi; Ascomycota; Eurotiomycetes; Eurotiales; Aspergillaceae
Product: MET18/MMS19 family protein
Exons: 6
Coding region: 24-3221 (1065 amino acids)
Biological process (GO): iron-sulfur cluster assembly
Cellular component (GO): cytosolic [4Fe-4S] assembly targeting complex
Source: RefSeq, a predicted model, not a curated record